Molecule: messenger RNA, 645 nt
Organism: Prunus mume (Japanese apricot)
Lineage: Eukaryota; Viridiplantae; Streptophyta; Magnoliopsida; Rosales; Rosaceae
Product: putative LRR receptor-like serine/threonine-protein kinase At4g36180
Biological process (GO): protein phosphorylation
Cellular component (GO): membrane
Molecular function (GO): ATP binding; protein kinase activity
Source: RefSeq, a predicted model, not a curated record
AUGGUGUUAUCGGUCCACCGCUUUCCAGAUGGAGCACUCAAUGAAAACUUGUUCAGAAAAGAAGCUGAAGCACUAGGCAGAGUGAAGCACCGGAACUUAACAGUUCUUCGAGGCUAUUACGCCGGGCCACCAGACAUGAGGCUUCUUGUCUAUGACUACAUGCCCAAAGGAAAUCUCGCUACCCUUUUGCAAGAAGCAUCACACCAAGAUGGCCACGUCCUCAAUUGGCCAAUGCGCCACCUUAUUGCACUUGGAAUUGCUCGUGGCUUGGCCUUCUUACACAGUUCCACAGUGGUUCACGACGAUGUGAAGCCCCAAAGCAUGCUCUUCGCUGCCGAUUUCAAAGCCCAUCUGUCCGAUUUCGGGCUAGAUAAACUCACAUUGGCAACCCCAGCUGAGGCCUCAAGCUCAACCACAGUUGGGACAUUAGGCUAUGUGUCUCCAGAAGCAGUUCUAACAGGAGAAGUCACAAAAGAAUCAGAUGUUUACAGUUAUGGGAUCGUUUUGCUUGAGCUCUUGACAGGGAAUAGGGCGGUGAUGUUUACCCAAGACGAAGACAUAGUGAAAUGGGUGAAAAAGCAACUCCAAAAAGUCACAUAUACCCUUCAAAACUCAGUCACGUGGCCAUCGUGUGAUCGAAAGUGA